This is a messenger RNA of Mycena citricolor, 4169 nucleotides long. NCBI's taxonomy places the organism in Eukaryota, Fungi, Basidiomycota, Agaricomycetes, Agaricales, Mycenaceae. The record is from the annotation of a GenBank genome assembly.
GAUCAAGUCAUUCCCGCCGUCUACUGGGAGAGGCUAUGACUCAUUCUGAGCUCUAUCUCCAUAUCUCGUCUUGUCAUGUCCCACUCAACGACUAUGGAACCAGGGGAAGCGAUAGGAGCUGGAGAUUCUUGGCUCGGACUCAAUCUGCUCGAUGCAGAACUCGCGGAGGUGGCAUUUGACCGUUUGCGUUCCGAGGUAGCCUUUCAACGCAUGAAUCAUCAUGGUGGUGAAGUGCCGAGGCUGGUUGCUGUCGAGGGUGCUGUGGCGUCUGAUGGCAGCUUUCCGAUCUAUCGACAUCCGGCGGACGAAUCGCCUCCGCUGCACCCUUUCUCUCCAACCGUCCAGCUCAUUCGACAAUAUGUGGAGCAGGCAGUCAAGCAUCCCGUAAACCAUGUUCUCAUCCAACUGUAUCGCACCGGAGCGGACUACAUCUCUGAGCACUCGGACAAGACGAUCGAUGUUGUGAAAGGGUCGAAAAUCGUGAACGUCAGCCUCGGUGCCCAACGCACGAUGACUCUGCGCUUGAAGAAAGACAGAGAAAGUUCGCACCCGACAAACGAGCGCGACGGUGAAGAGGCGGGUAGUGUUCGGAAGGAACCCGGUCCAGCUCGCGAAACCCAACGCGUCCCCCUUCCGAAUAAUUCCAUCUUUGUACUUGGACCGGAGACCAACGCGAAAUGGGUUCAUGCCGUCAAUCAAGAUAGACGAUUGCUCUCCGUCAAGUCUGAACCAGAGAUUGCAUACGAAGGGGCGCGCAUCAGUCUUACAUUUCGCCGCAUAGGAACGUUCCUCACUGGGGAUCAGAGGCAUAUAUGGGGUCAAGGGGCAACAAGCAAGUCGCGUGAACUCGCCGCAAGGGUAGUCCAUGGAGAGGAGGCCAGCACAGCGCUUAUUCGGGCGUUUGGACAGGAAAACCAGAUGUUGGAAUUCGAUUGGAACUUGUGGUACGGUCAAGGAUUCGAUGUCGUGAACUUUGCACCCAAGUAACGGCUUGGAUUCUCGCGGCCGUGAAAACGGAAGCUCGCAAAUAAAAUGCCAUCUCUAUGCAGUCUUAGUCAAGUUCCGCCUUACGUCACCGACGCGGUCGCAGCUGCGACGCAACUUGAAGUUGCUUUGUGAAUCGGCUAAUGUCCAUCGGCUGCAUCUGUAUUGGGUACCAAUCGCUGCUUUCUAGUUACGCGCGCUGCUUUAUGGCUGGCUACUCUUUUACGCGUCUUGCUUUGUGCUGGCCGGCGGAAGAGCGGUGAAGGCGUUGCUCGCGAGGCCAUUGCCUGUGAUUCGAUGCAAGGAACAUUGGAAUCAGUGGAGGCAGAUCCGUGACGCUAGAGCUUGAAAAUCUUGAUUUUGGCGCGCAGUUUCAUUGAUCGCGUGGUUCAUACGUGUGAAGCCAGAGACAACAGAGGAGACAGCCGCGCCAUGUCCAUCAGUGUGAUAGUGAGGAGACGCGUCCCGUCACAUCGAGUAACGAGUCACCCCCCUUUCUUCUUCCCACCAUCUGCAAUCAUCUUCCUCCCAUUGUCCGCCCGAUUAGUCCUUGCUAUGAUUUAAAGACCUUCACGACACGUUCUGUAUUGUUAUCGCUCCCCAUGCCGUCCCUUGUAGCGCCUCAGCCUCGCGACUCCUCUCGCUCGCCUUCCGUCGCUAUUUAUUCAAUGCUGUCCCACUCAUCGCUGUGUGGAGCCAACACUCCACUUUCGCCAUCUACGGCAAUCCCUCCUCUUGUCAUGGUCACGCCACAACGGCUCAGAUCUCCGAUAUCGAUCAACCCUCGUCUUCAGCUGGCCACUUCCACGCGCUCUUUUUGCAGUCCUCGUCGUCAGAGGGCGCGUGCAUCGCGUUCGCCGCGCCCACAUUGUGCCCGUUCAGACUGUCCGAUCCAGUCUGCAUCGCAUCCUUUCGAUAGCUUGUCCUGGAUCUCUGCCAUGGAUGCAGCUCCGGAUCCGAACAUGGUCGAUGUUGCAGACCUCUCACAAGUUGCUGCCGACGUCGAUUUGGAUUUUACAGCUAGUGGGCGUGCCGGGCCCGUCCGCCGCCGCAAGACCUCGCUGCGUUCCAACCCUCUGGGACCCAAUAUCAUCGUGGCCAACCAAGGGUCGCCCCAUACACCACCAUCCCAACUUAAUCAUUCUCGCGUUCUUUUUCGCAAUCUCAUGCCCGUGCUUUCUUGCGAUCACAGCGCACGACACUAAUGCACGGCGCGCAGUCGCCGCUGGUUUCCACUUUACCUUCGCCACGCAUAAUCAUUUGCCGACAUGACCCAAGCAUGAUAUCCCUGCCAUAAUCUCGCAUAUCGUCUUACUCCAGUAUCUAUGAACUGCUCAACCGAUGUAUCCCCAAUCUCGUCUCAUCUCUCCCUCAUGAUAUACUAUGUUGAUAUGCCAAUCCCGUACUUGGUACACGCACAAGUAGUAUCUAUUUGCAUUCUCAUCUCUGUGUUUUAUCUGUCCCUCUGUUUUCGCACUGCUUUACCCUCUCGCAUAUGUCGUUACUCAAUCUGCAUGCCUCUUGCACGUGUCUGCCUUGCCUGUAAAUCGAGUCAUACUGAACAGAAGAGUUGAAUUUCUCGUCCACAUAUUGUGUGGUAUACGCCAAUCUGUUUCCUUCCUGCUGUCAUGUCUGGCCGAGUCAUCAAUUUUGGCGCAGGGCCCUCGGCGUUGCCGGAGUCUGUGCUACAAGAGGCCGCGAAAGGGUUGCUGAACUUUAACGGCACUGGCAUCGGCAUCGCGGAGAUCUCGCAUCGCUCGAAGGAGUUCACCACGUUUCUGGCCGGUCUAGAGAGCUUGAUUCGCACUCAGCUCGACGUUCCGCAAACACACAGUAUCCUCUUCACGCAGGGCGGGGGCACCGGACAGUUCUCUGCAGUGGUGCUCAACCUCCUCGCACGCCAUCGGCUGCUCCACCCGGACGUGCCAGACACUGAGCGGGCCCUGGACUAUGUGGUAACAGGCUCGUGGAGCAAAAAGGCGGCGGACGAGGGGCGCAGGCUGAGCGGCAGCAGCCCCGUGAAUAUCGCUGCCGAUUCGCGCUUGCAUUCGGUGGACGGAAAGUCGUUCGAUCGCAUACCACCUCCGAGCGCAUACAAGUUCUCUCCCGACCCGGCACUGAUCUUUUACUGCGAAAAUGAAACCGUGGACGGCGUGCAGUUCUCGGAUGAUGCGUCGUCGGACGCGUCUUUCCCCUUCCACCUGCUGCCGACAGACACACUGCUGCCCCUCGUCGGAGACCACUCCUCGUCGUUCAUGUCCCGUCCGAUCCCGCGCCUGGCGGACCACGCCGUGAUCUACGCCGGAGCUCAGAAGAACAUCGGCCCGGCGGGCUUGACGAUCCUAAUCGUGCGGAACGACUGUUUGGUGGAUGUAGAUGCUGCGGCCAAGCUCGGCGCUACGCCCGUACCCAUCACAAUGUCCUACAAAGCGACAGCGGACGGCCAGAGUCUGUACAACACGCCGCCGGUCUUUUCGAUCUAUUGUCGGGACUGGUGCUGCAGCGCAUGAAGGAUUUGGGCGGGAUGGGCUACUAUGAGUCGCUGAACAAGCGCAAGGCCGAUAAGCUAUAUGCAGCGAUCAAGGAGGGCGAAGACAAAGGUGUAUUCACAACAAGGGUGAGGCCGAAUUCGAGGAGUCUGAUGAACGUGGUGUUCAAUAUCCUCGGCGAUGGCGCUGAAGCCAAAUUUAUCGUCGGUGCUGAAGCCGAGGGUAUCAAGGCUAUCAAAGGACAUCGCUCUCGUCAGGGAUACGGGUUUCGCUCUACAAUGCAGUCACAGAGGAGCAGGUCGACGUUAUGGUGGCCUACAUCAAGACCUUCUUGGCACAGGAGUAGAGACGAAAGAAAGGAAAGCAGUCAUAAAAACAUGAUAUCCGACCGAAGGACGUAUUUGACUCCUUCCGUAACCUGUGAUCCCUCGUGCAACAUACAAUCCCGUCCAUGUCUUCGACCCAAUCGUUAACAGGGGCACCCGAAGAAUAAGACCUACGCACCGAUGUAAGAGCGCUGUCCCCCUCGUAAGAGGUGGCUUAAUGACCUCCCGAGUAUCAUCUCGGUAGAACAGCGUCUGCCAAGUUUGAGCCCAAGGGCAAAUGAAAUCGGGAUCCGAAACUCACCUCGCCGCCCCUCACUCCAUCUUCUUGGCCACUCAGAUAGAUCAGCAGUGUCCAUUCUGACCGCGCCCC